Chara braunii is the source of this 5753-nucleotide messenger RNA. The record is from the annotation of a GenBank genome assembly. Lineage: Eukaryota; Viridiplantae; Streptophyta; Charophyceae; Charales; Characeae.
UCUCGAAGCAGUAGCGACAAGUCCUUGGCGCGAAGAUUGAUCCGCCGUAUCCGCCGCGGUGGGGCAGAGCGCGGGGGCUUGUCCACGGAAGGAAGGUCUGGACCCGCCGCUAAAGCGGGAAGCUCCCGGGAAGCUACUGGUAGUCAAGGCACAGGAAGGUGACAUAGGCACGGGCAGGUGGAAGGUAUCCUACGGGCGGACAGGAGAGGCGAUACACGCAGUAUUAGCAAAAAGAACGUGCUGGCAAGUCAGCUGCUGGCGGCCGGUGCUCGCGCUCCUGUUUACUCGUCCUGCUGGUCGUCCUACCAUAUCGCUGCGCUUACGCGGCUGGACGGCCGCUGUGCCAUCGCUGCUUUCGCUGGUAAAAGACGACGUGGUGCCUGGACGCGGGUCGCCCCGCCCUUUUUACGUCGGCAAUACCUACAGUCACUUGUAAUUGCUUGGGGGGUUGUCACAGUGCUCUUUGUCUUCCCCUCUGUCUCUCUGUCACACACACACACACACACAAACACACACAUAGACACUAUUUAUCCCCUUUUGGUCCUCUCCUUUUCUCAUUCUCCCUCUGUGUCUCUCGUUUCUAUCUUCCAGACAUACACACACAGACACACACACACAGGCAUACAGGCGCAUAUGCACACACGCACUCACCUGCUUUGUGAGUUUUAAACGCGUCAUGAAGCUCAGGUUGACCACGCCUUCGUCCUUGGAUUGGAGACGGAUGAUCUGAUCGGCUUGCCCUCGUUUUUUGCGCCUUACCAUGUCGCCAUUUAAUCAGUCCUGCUAGAGAGAUUGCCGGUGUGAGUGUGUGUUUACCAUGUCGCCAUUUGAUCAGUCCUGCUAGAGAGAUUGCCGGUGUGAGUGUGUGGAAGUGAUAAUUUGGGAGGAGGAGGAGGAGGAGGAGGAGGAAGGAGAAGAUGCACAGCGGUAGUUUAAGGUAGUACAGAGGUACUUCCUCCAGUGCCAAUCCGGAACUACCGUUGUUUAAUUCGUUGGUGCGCUCUUGGUUUAGUUUUUUCCGGCCGUUCUUUCGUCAGCGCACGUGCACCAGCUGUAUGCUUGACGUCUGUGUGCCGUGUUAGGGUCGUGUAGUUGGAACAGUUCGCUGCGGAAACCGUCUUCUUCUGCUUGUGUUUGUUCUUCUUAUCCUCGUCUGCCCAUUAUUGAGUGUUCCCUCUGUUCUUAACCUCCCCUACCCCCCUCUUCUUCCUCCCUCUCAGAGUUGGGUCUAGGGCCACAACCCUUAUCCCCUUUUGGAUGAGAGGUAUGCUGUUUGCCCAGACGCGACUUUAUCCCGCGUCGUGUGAAACAGUAGGGGGGCUGAAUAAUAUCAACUCGAGAUCACGGCGAUCGGAAUUCGCUGAGUUCUCUGCGAAGCAGAGACGUGCGAGGUCCUUUUGUCGUUUUCCUCCAGAUUGCCACGUGUCCAAUUUCGUGUUUCUGAACCCCAAUCAUCGGCAGCCGACGGGUUGUACUGAUCGCCAUCGAUUUCAAGACUACGGGCAGCAGCAAGCCAACGCGCGGAGCGGACGCAGGCGGGGAGCAGCGGCAGCGGCGGCGUUAGCGUCAGCAGCACUUAUCCUCGCGCCGGCGCGCGGGGGGGAGAUCGGCGCUGUUACCGGCUGCAAAAGCGGCUACUACGGCGGGACCGGCGGAAAUCCCUGCGCCUCCGAGCGCACUUGCCGGCCUAAUCGGCGGCUUUGCGCGGGGAGUUGGCCAAAUGCUGCGCUUACUGUUUUCGUAAGUCGCGGUCCCAGCAACAAUAAUAAUGCCGAUACUGCGACGAACAAGAGCAGCAGAAACAAUGGAAGGGAAAAGCCGCCGCCAGUUCAUCACCCUCUUAGUGCGAAAAUCGAGGCGGGGGGAGGCGAUGGAGGAGGAGGUGCUUUUUGCCACGCUGGGAACGGGAAUGGCAAAAGGGACACUGGAGGGGGAAAUCACUCAUGCUCAGUGUCUUCUUCCUCUUCUCUUCUCUCAAUUCCCCACGUGGAUGUCGCUGCGAGGCCAGAUGACAACCGCGAUGAUUUGCAAGAAGAGGGCGCGAAGGUAGAAAAGCCGUGGACCGCGCAGGAGGGUGCUGCACUUUACAGAGUUGAUGGUUGGGGGAGUCCUUACUUCGUCGUAAAUUCUGCUGGACACGUGGCGGUUCGUCCUUGGGGAUCGGAGGAUGGUUCCGACGAACUUGAUUUAUACGAGUUACUGGAGGCUCUAGGCAAGAGGAAUGUGGCAUUGCCGAUGAUCAUUCGAUUUCCGGAUAUUGUUCGACACAGGAUGAAGCAACUGCAAGAAUGCUUCAAUAGCGCAAUUGCAGGAUUUGGAUAUCAGGGACACUUUCAAGGAGUGUUUCCCGUGAAGUGCAAUCAUGAACGAUAUCUGGUUGAAGAUAUUGUGCGCUUUGGUCGUCCAUAUAGAUUCGGUCUGGAAGCAGGGUCUAAGCCGGAGGUGCUUAUUGCUAUUACAAUGCUCAGAGAGAGCGAGGGUGCCCUCCUGGUCUGCAAUGGCUACAAGGAUAGCGUGUAUAUUGAGAGUGUUCUCCUUGCACGGCAGCUUGGAGUGAAUGCUAUUAUUGUUUUGGAACAGAUGGAUGAACUGCAGCUUGUGAUUGAUAUAAGCCGUCGUCUUGGAGCAAAGCCUGUGAUUGGAGUCCGUGCAAAGCUCAGCACAAAACACAACGGGCACUGGGGAGAGACAUCUGGCGAUAAGGGGAAAUUCGGCCUUACUGUCAUGGAGAUGGUGCAGGUUGUCUACACACUGAAGCAGAACUAUGCCAAUGAUGUUGUGGCAGCCCUCCUUGAUGCAUGCGUCUUCAAGGGUGUCCGUCAACCCAUAAUUAUGACAGAGAGUGGACGGGCGCUGGGAUCACACCAUUCCGUGCUUGUGUUUGACGUCUUGAGUGCAAGCGAACACACAGAGGCUGCUGUCCUCAAGCAUCUCAAAGUUCUGUCUGAGAAUGCUUCUAUGGGACUGGGCGUUUGUGAUGAGAAUGACGACAGCCACCCAGCCUGGAUGCGUCACCCGAAGCUGCGGGCAGGAGGCAUCAGCAGGAACCUGGCUCGUAUGGAUAUGGAUCCAGGGGAGUACCUCCUCUCAACAUUUUAUCAGGUAUACAAAACAAUGGGGCAGGACAACUUUCAAGAAGCCUAUAAUGAUGCAAAGCAAUUCAAGAGUGAGGCUGGGAGUCUCUUCAAGCUGGGCUGCUUGUCCCUUGAGCAGCGAGCACAGGCAGAAACUCUCUUUAAGGCGGUAUGUCAUCGUGUGCUUGCCUUCUCUCGUGAUGAGUCCGAGAUGCCGGAUGACAUGGAGGCACUUAGGAAGGCAAUGUCAAGCGUGUACCACGUCAAUCUGUCGAUCUUUCGAUCAGCACCAGACUCGUGGGCCAUCGAUCAGAUCUUCCCAAUCAUGCCUGUCCACCGGUUAACCGAGGAGCCAACGGUUCAGGCAACUCUGGCAGAUCUGACAUGUGAUAGUGAUGGGAAGAUCAAUCGUUUCAUUGGGUCCAAUGGCGAAAUCAGUCACGUUCUUCCAGUGCAUGAGCUGCGUAAAGGCGAGCCCUAUUAUAUGGCUCUGUUUUUGGGAGGCGUUUACCAGGAGGUAAUGGGCAGCCUUCACAAUCUAUUUGGGGCCACGAACGUUGUCCAUGUCAUGUCGAGGCCGAAGACUGGGUCCGCUGUCGUGAAUGGCCUUGCUGGAAAUGGGAAGCUUGACAGCAAGCCAACCAAUCACCGGGGUGGUUACAGCAUUGACCGUGUUGUGAGAGGUCAGACCAUGGUCGAAGUGCUGAGGACUGUGCAGCACGUUGGUGAAGAUAUGAUGGAAGAAUUGCGGUGCGAGGCAGAAGAUGCCGUCGCGGAUGGGCGACUUACCAUUGAAGAAGCGCAGACCCUUCUUCUGAACUAUCAGCGCAGCUUGGGCUCGUAUACGUAUCUGACCCGCUAGGAGUGCCGUGGAGAGGGAGGUGGAUUAUACAUCUUGGUUCUGCUGUGGGCCAAUGAUGCAACUACAUGGAUGCGAUUGACGUCAGGAGAGUCGCUGACGCCAUGUCUCGUUAACCGGUCCAGGUUUGGUCCACGUGUCUGUCAGAUUAGACGUUCUGCGUGUGAAGUGAAUGUCAUCGUUGUAUUGAGCAAAGGUCAUUGUUGUAUCGAGCAAAGGUCAUCGUUGUAUCGAGCGAAGGUCAUCGUUGUAUCGAGCAAAGCUCAUCGUUGUAUCGGUCGAUUGUCCAGACCUGCCAUGACAGGUGAGGGAGUGUGAUUAAAUGAUCCUGUCCUGUCUGCAUGGGAAACGCUCAUGUGCGGUUAUGCACAGGUAAGGUUGCGUCUGAGCAGGCAGGGCUGUAUUAUGUCCAUGACCAGUUUCUAUGGUUCACGCCGUUUUAGCUUUGUGGGUGUUGAGGGGUUUUGCUAUGGAAGUAUGUUCUGCUCAUAGUCGGCGGAAGAUACUUGAUUGUCUAUGAUUUUAGCUCUCGUACCUUUUGCGAGUUAAAAGAGACAGGAUCUUAACCUCUUCUUCUUCUUCUUCUUCUUCCUUUUUUUUUUUUUUUUUUUUUUUUUGAAUCACACCCCCUUCAAUGAUGGUGGUGCUAACCUCUUGGCAUGUUAGACUCCAGUUUGCAGGGAUCCUAGAGAAUAGGUGAUGGAUGGUGCACUUGUCUAUAUGUUGGCUCGUCUCGUGCACAGUUAUCUAUAUGUGUCUAUAUGUUGGCUUGUCUCCUGCGCAGUUAUCUAUAUGCUGGUGCCCAAUUUCCACUGUCUUAAACCGCCAGCCCCACCGGCAUUGAAAUGUGAUUUCUCGUGAUACUGACUGCGGGCAGGCCGUGGGGGGAAGGUCCCAGCGGAGAUUCCUGAGUACAUGGUCUUCGGAGGUUUUUCUUGCUCAAAAUUGUGUGUAGAAAAUCCUGAAAGAAAUCAGCGGCACAGAUCUGGUGCUGAUCCUUUUUUUGGGGGGGGAAAUAUUAAAAAAAUCAGAAGAAUUCAAAAUAUUUUUUUGAUGGGGAAAAAGAAGCUUCUGGUUUGACGUUUGCUUUUUCUUUGGCCUGCUGCUGCUACUGGCAGUCCGAUUUUUUAAUGUAUUUUGGGAACUACUGGUUCAAAAAGGUGAAGUGCUGCGGAAAACACAGAAAAUGGCGAUACCAGUUAAAUAAAGGAUACCUUAAGUUGACGAAAUUGGUGUUUUGUGAGCGGGUGGGAGAUCCAGUGGAGGCCAGUGGUAGUCUGUUUGUUUUGGAUGUGCUUCAGGCAUCUGAUGUCAUGCUUUGGCGUAUUGUUGUCUGACACGCGAAUGAGUGAGGCCCUGUCUUUGUGAUGUUCUCUAGGAUUUGCAGCCUCAUUUCUUUGUUGCAUUGGUUUCUAUCGUCUUAGUCAUUCCAAUGUACUGGGCAAAGCUGUUCAGGGCAACUGGCUUUCUCUGUGAUAGAAUGGUUGCCUGAUGUUGGAGAGGUGAGAGAAGGAGAGGAAGAAGCCGGAAAGUGUUAUCUAUCCUAUGACAAGGGUUAAGCGGAAUGAGUUGGGGGAAGGAGAUGGCGAGGAAAGGGGCUCAAGGGCCAACAGUCUACCUCUCUGAGGCUCGAAUCGAAUCGUUACCUCACGUCUCACAACUUCAAUCCACUCUUGAGUCGUAUCUCCCUGCUUCAAAUCCAUCGACGUUCUGGCCACUGCUGUCUCCACGCCUCCCUUGCAAAUAUUUAUAGAGACAGUUAGCAGACAGACAUCUGCAGGACUACCAUCCUUCAGCGAAAACAAAGCACCCUGUCUGAA